Molecule: messenger RNA, 722 nt
Organism: Daphnia carinata
Lineage: Eukaryota; Metazoa; Arthropoda; Branchiopoda; Diplostraca; Daphniidae
Gene: lwr
Product: SUMO-conjugating enzyme UBC9
Exons: 6
Coding region: 165-656 (163 amino acids)
Biological process (GO): protein sumoylation
Cellular component (GO): nucleus
Molecular function (GO): SUMO conjugating enzyme activity
Source: RefSeq, a predicted model, not a curated record
AUAUUUCUCGAAAUUAAUAACCCAACAUCGGUAAAACUUACUUGAACAGUUAGCCUUCAAAGAAAUAGUAGUUUUGGUUGUCAAACAUUAUCUUGAUUUGGCGUUCUAGUACAAACAACUAUUCUCUCACUAAAUUGAUCAUUUUAACGCCUUAGUGACCAAACAUGUCUGGCAUUGCCAUAGCUCGACUGUCGGAGGAACGAAAAGGCUGGAGGAAAGAUCAUCCCUUUGGUUUUGUGGCUCGACCAACUAAAAACCCUGAUGGAACCCUGAAUUUAAUGAACUGGGAAUGUGCUAUUCCAGGCAAGAAAGCGACUCCUUGGGAAAAUGGCCUUUACAAGCUCAGAAUGAUUUUCAAAGAUGACUAUCCUUCGUCUCCCCCAAAAUGUAAAUUUGAACCUCCUCUUUUCCAUCCAAAUGUAUAUCCAUCAGGCACAGUUUGUUUAUCAUUGUUGGAUGAAGAAAAAGAUUGGAGACCCGCCAUUACCAUCAAACAAAUUUUGCUUGGCAUUCAAGACCUUCUAAAUGACCCCAAUAUUAAGGAUCCUGCUCAGGCAGAAGCUUAUACAAUCUACUGUCAAAAUCGCCUUGAAUAUGAGAAGCGUGUCAGAGCACAAGCCAAGGCCAUGGCAGCCAGUACUGAUUUACUUUCUUAAUUUCUGAACUAAAUUAAGUUGUCGAAGAAAAUUGGAUAAAUCUACUUUCCCUUCUUUUUUUACGAA